This is a messenger RNA of Mobula hypostoma (lesser devil ray), 3528 nucleotides long. RefSeq names its product glycine receptor, alpha 1 (gene glra1). Gene Ontology annotation, biological process: regulation of membrane potential; chloride transmembrane transport; response to amino acid. NCBI's taxonomy places the organism in Eukaryota, Metazoa, Chordata, Chondrichthyes, Myliobatiformes, Myliobatidae. Gene Ontology annotation, cellular component: neuron projection; synapse; postsynaptic membrane. Gene Ontology annotation, molecular function: transmitter-gated monoatomic ion channel activity involved in regulation of postsynaptic membrane potential; glycine binding; extracellularly glycine-gated chloride channel activity. The record is from RefSeq and is a predicted model, not a curated record. The transcript is spliced from 9 exons. Bases 132 to 1472 code for a protein of 446 amino acids.
AUCAAGAUCUUGGAGCGAAGAGGGAGCGAGCCAGCAACACAUACACACACCAAAAAAAAACGCCAAGACCAUUGGAGAUUUCUAACGACACCUGCAUUAACAGCACUUUCUAACAUCGUCCAGGAUUCAAAAUGCACAGCCUAGUCGCUCUGCGCCUCUACCUGUGGGAGACAAUCGUAUUUUUCAGUUUGGCCGCGGCCAAGGAGGUGCAAGCUGCGAGAUCCGCCGCCAAACCUCCGUCCCCGUCAGACUUUCUGGACAAGCUGAUGGGCAGGACAUCGGGAUACGAUGCGAGGAUCAGGCCGAAUUUCAAAGGCCCGCCAGUAAAUGUCACAUGCAACAUAUUUAUCAACAGUUUUGGCUCGAUAGCAGAAACUACAAUGGACUACCGGUUAAAUAUUUUCCUGCGGCAGCAAUGGAACGAUCCGCGACUGGCUUACAGCGAGUUUCCUGAUGACUCACUGGAUCUGGAUCCAUCCAUGUUGGAUUCUAUUUGGAAACCAGAUUUGUUCUUUGCUAACGAGAAAGGAGCUCAUUUUCAUGAGAUUACGACAGACAACAAAUUGCUGCGAAUUUUUAAAAAUGGUAACGUCCUCUACAGUAUCAGGUUAACACUGAGCCUCGCUUGUCCUAUGGACUUGAAGAAUUUUCCGAUGGAUGUGCAAACCUGCAUAAUGCAACUUGAAAGCUUUGGAUACACUAUGAAUGAUCUGAUAUUUGAAUGGGAUGAAUCUGCUGCUGUACAGGUAGCUGAUGGACUAACUUUGCCACAGUUUAUUCUUCAAGAGGAAAAGGACCUAAGAUACUGCACAAAGCACUACAACACAGGAAAAUUUACUUGCAUAGAGGCACGUUUCCACCUGGAGAGACAGAUGGGUUACUACUUAAUCCAGAUGUAUAUCCCUAGUCUUCUUAUUGUUAUCCUCUCCUGGGUCUCGUUCUGGAUUAACAUGGAUGCAGCUCCAGCACGUGUUGGUCUGGGAAUUACCACAGUGCUUACCAUGACUACACAGAGCUCAGGAUCCAGAGCAUCCCUACCAAAGGUGUCCUAUGUAAAAGCCAUUGACAUCUGGAUGGCUGUCUGCUUACUCUUUGUCUUCUCUGCACUAUUGGAAUAUGCAGCUGUUAACUUUGUAUCUCGUCAACAUAAAGAGCUACUGAAAUUCCGCCGGCGAAGGCGUCUGCAUAAGGAGGAUGAGGUAGUAGAAGGGCGUUUCAGUUUCACUGCUUACGGGAUGGGACCUGCUUGCCUGCAAGCUAAGGAUGGAGUUGCCAUUAAGGGCAAUAAUAACACAAAGUCAAAUUCACCUCCGGCCAAAACGUCAGAUGAAAUGAGGAAACUUUUCAUUCACCGAGCAAAAAAGAUUGAUACGGUAUCACGAGUGGCUUUCCCUCUUGUCUUCCUGAUUUUUAAUAUUUUCUACUGGGUGAUCUAUAAGAUCGUGAGGAGUGAAGAUAUCCAUAAAGACUAGGUCCUGAGAAAGAGAAAACUCCACUGCCAGGAAGAAUAUCAUCAUCUGGCACAUGAGCAAUGCAGGAAAGCAUGUGUAUAUUGGAAUAUGGCAAUAUGUAAAGAAAAGAAUUUCUAUAUAUGGUCAGUCUGAAGGGAGGUAUCCUUAUAAACUGGAGUACAGAUGCAUUACAGAGGAGAAGAUGCAGUCAAAAAAUCUUUCAUAUUAAAUAUAUUAUAUAUAAAAGGUUCAUUAGACUCCUCCAUGUGAUCAUUUGAUCUGUAUAAAAUCUGAAAAAACGGAAUGACUGUAUAAUAUGAUAAACCUCAUGUGCUUGAUCUGAAAUGUUCCACUCAAGGUCACACCAGUUUUUUAAAAAUUCUGUCUUGUUCCCUGUGUAACAUUUCUCAGUGUAGUCUUCAUUCUUAAGGCAUUUUGUGUCCUGUUUAAAUCUCAUUAAUAUAGACUUUCUAUCUCAAUCUAAGUAAACAGUUUCAUUUUGAACCUUGUAAACUACUCUUAGUACUACGUCAUAAUAGUACUUCAUCAUAGCUGCUACAGAACACAACAACCUCGUCUCCAAUCUAGCAACAAAGGACUAACACUAGAAAGGAUAACAAGUUGCUCUAAGUGUGUGCAUUUUAAAUUCAUGAAUAUACGUUAAUUAAAAGGAAAGUACUUACAUUUAUGUGGCAGCAUUCGCAUCCUUUGGGAUGUCCCAAACCACCAAGCAUCGACUGAAUUACUCUUGCCUCUUGCUGUAUAUGUAUCAUUGUUGGAUUGUAUUUCAGUCAAAGGUUAAGGCACCACCACUGAACUGUACUGAAACUGCCUUAUUAGUCUUGCAGCAGGAUUACAUUUGAUGUAUCGUACAAUCAACAACAUCAGGCAAAUUUCAUUAAUUUAUCCAGUGGGAGGCGAGGGAUUAUUUUACAAAAGGGAUACUGAACAUGAUGUUGCCAUUGAUCCUAAAACAAGAUGGAUGGUCACUAUUGGUCAAAUCUUAGAAAUUUAUUUGCUAUUAACGACAUGGUAAAAAGAAUAGAAGCAUGUUAUUGAUUCAUUUCAGCUAAAUAAAUUGCCGUUGAUCAAAUAUAAGAGAUGUCCAUUUGUAUUUAAAGUAGUAGAUUGAAAUACUGUGAUUGAUCUGCUUUCAAGACAUCAAUAUUAUCGAUCUUAAUCAAAUAAUAAGUAUCAUAACUUGUUUUGGUGCAUUUUAUUGACUAAAGAUCAACCCAUUAGGAUUAACUCUAUUUCUUGAUAAUGACUGAUCAAGAAUUUGGAUAAGUAAAUGAGACUAGCAUUCCCCUAUCAAAACAUGACUAUACUGGAAUAUAUUGCAUUAAAUCCACACUGAGUUUUUUGGAUUUGAGUUUGGAUUUAGGAUCUUUAGCAACUCUCAAGAUCAUUUCAUUAUUUCUGUAGGAUGACAGCAUACUGUGAUAACAAAUGUUAAAUUGUACGUCAGUGCAAAACUAUUAAUUUUAAAAUGAAGGUUACAGAUGUUGGUUGAUGUUCAACAGGCUUAUAUGAAAAGUUGUAUUACAAUUGAUCGCAGGCCAUCCACUUAAGGAAUGCAUGGACCAUGUGAAAUAAGUGGCAACACCAUUAACAGGAGUUCUAAAAGCACAAAGCUCCUUCAAAGUGGCUCAUUAGACUAAGCAUAGCUUUCAAUUACACACAUGGUUAUAAUCAAACUGAGUGAGAAAUAUAUUAGUUGAGUGGAUGUCAAUAAUUAGCUGUGCCAAAAUGUAUGGAAUGCAAAACAAGGGAAUCGUUAAAAGGAAUAAUUAAGAAUUGGUGUAACCUUAAUUAAUCAUUUUAAAUUUCUUAGCUGAAACCCAUCAGCACGAAGUGAAGUAAUUUGCAUCAGGCAGAUUUGUUUCACUUAUAUACAGUAAUAAAUCCUGUACAUUACACUUAUGUAAUUUUUGCAUGAAUACGUGAUAAACAGAAUAUGAGAUAUUUUUGGCUUGUAUAAAUGAAAUAGUAAUCUGCCCAUUGCUAAUUCUUUGUUUUUGAAGAGAAUGUAUAAUUUAGGCAAUCUCUGUAUAUAAAGAUAUAUUUAUGAAUUCUG